Molecule: messenger RNA, 621 nt
Organism: Acanthosepion pharaonis
Lineage: Eukaryota; Metazoa; Mollusca; Cephalopoda; Sepiida; Sepiidae
Source: the annotation of a GenBank genome assembly
AUGAUUUGGCUUUACCAACCUAUCCCUCUUUCUCUUCUUGGCUCUUCUUUUCUCUAUCUCUCUUCCUCUCGCUCUCCUUUUCUCUAUCUCUCUUCCUCUCACUCUCCUUUUCUCUAUCUCUCUUCCUCUCGCUCUCCUUUUCUCUAUCUCUCUUCCUCUCACUCUCCUUUUCUCUAUCUCUCUUCCUCUCACUCUCCUUUUCUCCUCUCUCAUUAUUACAACACUAUCUAUCUAUCUAUCUAUCUAUCUAUCUAUCUAUCUAUCUAUCUAUCUAUCUAUCUGUUAUAUACUUCCACAGCCCAAUACCAAAUGGUCCACGGUCCGAUACCAAAUGAUUCUCAGCCUGGUACUAAAUGGUCAACGACCUGCAACCAAAUAGUCCACGGCCCAGUAGCAAAUGAUCCCCGGCAUGCCUCGUACAAAAUGAUCCACGGCCCGGUAACAAAUGGUCCACGGGCCAGUACUAAAUGGUCCACGGCCCGGCACCAAAUAGUCCACGGCCCGGCACCAAAUGUUCCACAGCUACUACCAAAUUGUCCACGGCUCGAUACAAAGGUCCACGGUCAGGUACCAAAUGUUCCACAGCCGCUACCAAAUGGUCCACGGUCUAGUACCAGAUGA